Messenger RNA from Loxodonta africana (African savanna elephant), 798 nucleotides. RefSeq names its product oligodendrocyte transcription factor 1 (gene OLIG1). Bases 1 to 798 code for a protein of 265 amino acids. Lineage: Eukaryota; Metazoa; Chordata; Mammalia; Proboscidea; Elephantidae. Gene Ontology annotation, biological process: sensory organ development; axon development; positive regulation of transcription by RNA polymerase II. Gene Ontology annotation, cellular component: nucleus. The transcript has a single exon. Gene Ontology annotation, molecular function: E-box binding; protein dimerization activity; DNA-binding transcription factor activity, RNA polymerase II-specific. The record is from RefSeq and is a predicted model, not a curated record.
AUGUACUAUGCGGUUUCCCAGGCGCGCGUGAACGCGGCCCCCGCCACCAUGCUGCGGCCACAGCGCCCCGGAGACGUGCAGCUCGGGGCCUCCCUGUACGAGCUGGUGGGCUACCGGCAGCCACCCUCCUCUUCCUCCACGUCCUCCUCCGCCACGCCGGCCCCCCUCCUCCCCAAGGCUGCGCGCGAGAAGCCGGAGGCGGCGGCCGAGUCGCGCGGCUCCGGGACGGGGUUGGGCGCGCACGCGAGCGCCCGGGCGGACGCCAAGGAGGAGCAGCAGCAACAGCUGCGGCGCAAGAUCAACAGCCGCGAGAGGAAGCGCAUGCAGGACCUGAACCUGGCCAUGGACGCGCUUCGCGAGGUCAUCCUGCCCUACUCGGCGGCUCACUGCCAGGGCGCGCCGGGCCGCAAGCUCUCCAAGAUCGCUACGCUGCUGCUCGCCCGCAACUACAUCCUGCUGCUGGGCACCUCGUUGCAGGAGCUGCGGCGCGCGCUCGGCGAGGGUCCCGGGCCCGCCGCGCCGCGCCUGCUGCUGGCCGGCCUGCCGUUGCUCGCCGCCGCGCCCGGCUCGUUGCUGCUGGCGCCCGGCGCCGUGGGGCCCCCCGACGCGCUGCGCCCCGCCAAGUACCUGUCGCUGGCGCUCGACGAGCCGCCCUGUGGCCAGUUCGCCCUCCCGGGCGGCGGCGCCGGCGGCGGCGCGGGCGGCCCGGGCCUCUGCACCUGCGCCGUCUGCAAGUUCCCGCACCUGGUCCCCGCCGGCCUGGGCCUGGCAGCCGUGCAGGCGCAGUUCUCCAAGUGA